Molecule: messenger RNA, 1101 nt
Organism: Geodia barretti
Lineage: Eukaryota; Metazoa; Porifera; Demospongiae; Tetractinellida; Geodiidae
Source: the annotation of a GenBank genome assembly
AUGGCCACAAAAGCAACAGCCACUCUCGAAAAAGAGAUCAUCGAGACACUCACAUCCGAGCCCACCGAAAACGAGCCCAAAAUGUCGACCACCAAGCAAGCCAGUAAACGGGAAAAAGCGCUGGAAGAAGCGAUCGCUCAGAUCGAACGCAACUACGGGCGCGGCGCCGUCAUGCUGAUGAGCGAAAACGAUAGCUUCCGUAACGUAGACGCCAUCUCCACCGGCUCGCUCUCUCUCGACAUCGCACUCGGCAUCGGUGGCCUGCCACGCGGUCGCAUCAUCGAAAUCUUCGGCACCGAAUCCGCCGGAAAAUCCACCCUCGCAAUGUCCGCCGUCGCCCAAGCCCAGAAAGCCGGCGGAGUCUGCGCAUACGUCGACGUGGAACACGCGAUGGACCCCAUAUACGCCAAAGCCAUCGGCGUCGACAUCGAUUCCCUCUUGAUUUCCCAACCCGACUCCGCAGAACAAGCACUCGAAAUUAUCGAACAUCUGGUGCGCUCCGGUGCGCUCGACAUGAUCGUCUUGGACAGCGUCGCUGCAUUGGUGCCCAAUGCCGAGAUACAAGGCAACAUGGGCGACUUCCAAAUCGGAGCCCAGGCACGUUUGAUGUCGCAAGCCCUCCGGAAACUCACCGCCAUCGUCAACCAGACCAAGACCAUCUGCGUCUUCAUCAACCAGCUCCGUGAAAAAGUCGGUGUCGUAUACGGCAGCCCCGAAGUAACCCCCGGCGGCCGGGCACUCAAGUUCUACUCCAGCGUCCGCCUCGACAUGCGCCGCAAAGAAUCCCUCAAGACCGGAAAAGACAUCACCGGUAACCGAGUCCGAGUCCGAGUCGUCAAAAACAAAGUCGCACCUCCCUUCCGACAGGCUGAGAUCGACAUCAUCUUCAACGAAGGCAUCAGCAUCGAGGGCGACCUCCUCGAACUCGGCGUCGAGCACGGCAUCCUCCAAAAACGCGGCGCCUUCUACGCCUACGGCGAAACUCGCCUCGGACAAGGCCGCGAAGCGUCUCGCAUCUUCCUCAAGGAACACACCGACAUGCGCGACGAGAUCGACGCACAAGUCCGCGGCAUCACCAUGCCAGACACGCAAAAGGCAUAG